Molecule: messenger RNA, 2993 nt
Organism: Prinia subflava (tawny-flanked prinia)
Lineage: Eukaryota; Metazoa; Chordata; Aves; Passeriformes; Cisticolidae
Product: gamma-aminobutyric acid receptor subunit gamma-4
Exons: 9
Coding region: 459-1823 (454 amino acids)
Biological process (GO): gamma-aminobutyric acid signaling pathway; regulation of postsynaptic membrane potential; chloride transmembrane transport
Cellular component (GO): synapse; neuron projection; dendrite membrane
Molecular function (GO): benzodiazepine receptor activity; GABA-A receptor activity; inhibitory extracellular ligand-gated monoatomic ion channel activity
Source: RefSeq, a predicted model, not a curated record
GGGAAGAAAAAAAAAAAAAAGAAAGGAAAAAAAAAGGGCGAGCAUUAAGAGGAAUCAAACGCCUUGUUACGCAGAGGGGGAGCGAGAGCUCCUCGCACCAGCUGACGAUGCUCGCUCCCCGGCAGCGCGGCUCCGGCAGAUGCGCGGGUGCCUCUCGGCGCGCCCCUCCGCCGGCGCUGAGCCCCGGGGCUGCGGGGGAGGCCGGCCCCUGCGCGGGGAGGCAGGAGCGGCUGCCGGCCCCUCCCCGCCCGCCGCGGACCGGAGAAGAGAUGCCCAACUUUGCGGAGCGCGGCGGGCGGCGCGGAGCGCGGGCCCGCGCGGGCGGCGGCGGGGCCGGAGCGCGGCGCAGCGGGCGGCGGGGGGGCCCCGGAGCCGCCCCCGGCCCGGCCCCGCGCUGAGCCCCGCCGGGCGGGAGCACGGCCGCCGCCGCCCCCCGGGGCAGCCCUCGCCUCGCAGAGAUGCCCGGCACGGUGCUGCUGCUCUGCCUGGCCCUCGGGCCGGUCCUGCGAGCCAGGUGUGAGAGCACAGAGGAAUACGAUUACGAUUACCUCAGCAUCAACAAAACCUGGGUCCUCACCCCCAAGGCACAGGAGACUGAUGCCACGCAGAUCCUCAACUCGCUGCUCAAGAACUAUGACAACAAGCUGAGGCCUGACAUUGGCAUCAAGCCCACGUUCAUUGAUGUGGAUAUCUACGUGAACAGCAUCGGGCCGGUGUCUGUCAUCCAGAUGGAGUACACCAUUGACAUCUUCUUUGCUCAGACGUGGUACGACCGGCGCCUGCGGUUCAACAGCACCCUGAAGGCGCUGACGCUCAACACCAACAUGGUGAGCCGCAUCUGGAUCCCUGACACCUUCUUCAGGAACUCCAAACGGGCUGACUCCCACUGGAUCACCACUCCCAACCAGCUCCUCCGCAUCUGGAACGACGGGAAAGUGCUCUACACUCUCAGGCUGACAAUCGAGGCUGAAUGUCUGCUCCAGCUGCAGAAUUUCCCAAUGGACACUCACUCCUGCCCUUUGGUUUUUUCCAGUUAUGGAUACCCCCGGGAGGAGAUCGUGUAUCGCUGGAGACGUUACUCCAUCGAGGUGUCGGACCAGCGCACCUGGAGGCUCUACCAGUUCGACUUCACGGGGCUCAGGAACACCUCGGAGGUCCUCAGGACUGGGGCAGGGGAGUACAUGGUGAUGACAGUUUCUUUUGACCUAAGCAGACGGAUGGGUUACUUUGCCAUUCAGACCUACAUUCCCUGCAUCCUGACUGUUGUUCUUUCCUGGGUUUCCUUCUGGAUCAAGAGAGACUCUACACCAGCCAGGACAUCUCUGGGCAUCACGACUGUGCUCACCAUGACCACCCUGAGCACCAUCUCCCGCAAGCACCUCCCCCGAGUUUCCUACAUCACAGCCAUGGACCUCUUUGUCUCUGUGUGCUUCAUCUUCGUCUUCGCCGCGCUCAUGGAGUACGCCACGCUCAACUACCUGGUGGGAAACAAGAAACCACUGGAGCACAGCCACAGGAAAGCCCGGCUGCCACCUGCCGGUGCCCAGGUGAUGCCAACCUUCACCGCCAUCAACAUCAACCACAUCAUGCACUGGCCCCCGGAGAUGGAGGAGGACGAGGAUGACGAGCCCGGCUCGCCGUGCCUGGAGGGGAAGGAGUGCGAGAGGUUCUUCUGCUGCAUCGAGGACUGUCAGACGGGGAUGUGGCGGGAGGGGCGGGUCCGCAUCCACAUAUCCCGCCUGGACUCCUACUCCCGCGUCUUCUUCCCCACCGCCUUCCUGCUCUUCAACAUCGUCUACUGGAUUGCCUAUCUCUAUCUCUAGCCCUCCUUUCUCCUCGGCUGGGAGGGACUGGGCACCGGCCAGAGGGGCUUCUCGAGGAGCUAGAGCACAGCGUCUCUCCUGUUGUAGCCAGCUGUCAGUCUGAACAACCCCACCUGGUGAUCCCCCCUUCCCGCUCUCUCAUCUCUUCUGAGAAGAACCAAACAGCUUUUUUUUAGCCUUCUAACAUAUCUUUUUAGAAAAUCUACCCUUCCCCAGACAAGCCCCUCUCCAACGCCACCAGCAUUGUACUCCUUGUAAGAUUACCCAAAAACAUCCUAUUCCCAUCUCAAGCAUUAGGGAUUUUGUCAAAAACAAAAAUCUUAAUGCCUUUCAUUUUCCCAUCCAAUCCUACUCCUAAAUUUCAAGGGAAGUGAUGGCAAAUGGAGUUUUCUGCAUAGUUAUUAGGACUGCAAAGGAAAUAAAAUACAGCUUACGACUUCUGCACCACCACCACCAGAACAGACUUCAUGGGGUGAUAGAAGCUCAGAAAGGUCAGAAGGAAAUAGUGUGGAAAAGGAAAAAGCAGUGCAGCUUUUCCAUAGAAGCUGGGCUUGGCUAAAACAUUUUGGGCCUGCCCAGAUAUCUGAUGGUGGCACUGGCAAGGACGGAGUUGCUGCAAGCCUCCCCCAGCUCCCCGCAGAGUAUCUGUGAAGAUUCCUCACGGAUCACUCCAGGACACCCACCCACCCAGGCACUGCUGACUCCCAUCAGACGGGGAUGAAAAGCACUCCACGAGCUGCAAGAGCCCACCUGCCUCACUGGAGCAGACCCUUCAGGGCCCACGGUGACAUUUCUGCUGUGUGACCAGGACUCAGAGCAGGCUCUGCAGUUGGGAGUAGCCAAAAGAGGGAAGAAGUCCUUGUGAGAAAGGCCAGAAGAACCUUCCUGAGCCUGUGGUGAGGUAUUUUUGUUUGGCCUGUGUCACAUGAAUCACAAAGGGACAGUGCUGUCCCAUGCAGUGACACUCAUUGGUGCCAUCAGAUCUGUGCUGGGUAGUCAGUGCCAACCUGAGGAAGGGGUAUAGGAAAGGGAACACACAUUCCUGCAGCUCAGAUGUGUUCCCCUCUUUAUUUCUUUCAUAAUUACAUAAAACAAGGGGUUUUUCUCUAACUGGAUGACCCCUCCCAGUUGCCAUCAUCACUUGGCCUGUUUCCUCAUAAAAUCAGGAAA